AUGGUCGGAAUAAUGAUGGCAGUAAUGUUAGCGGCAGUAAUGUCAUCACUAUCCUCAGUGUACAACAGUGCUAGUACAGUAUUUACUAUAGAUAUAUGGCAAAGAAUAAGACCAAGGGUAAAUAUACAAUUCAUUUGGUACACCAAGAAUAACCUCGCGCGAAUGCAGUGAAUUCACAACUUUGGAUAAUUCUCAUGCCUAGUUGUUGGCAUGUGUGUCUGUGUGUGUGUGUUUGUCUGUCAGAAUUACGAUAACUCAAAAAAAUAUAUUCACAAUUUUGGAUAAUUCUCAUGCCUAGUUGUUGGCAUGUGUGUCUGUGUGUGUGUGUGUUUGUCUGUCAGAAUCACGAUAACUCAAAAAAUAUCACACGUAUUAAUACGAAAACUUGUGGGAUUAAUGGACAUUGCCCAAGAACAAAUUGAUUAAAUUUUGGUUAAAUUUUGGAUCAAAAUUGGAUGAGAAAUUUAUAGCAAAAAUUUGUCUUGCUUUGCCUGGAAGAUUAAAGUGUAUAUGAUAUGAAAUUUCUUAUUUUCUUGAAUGAAAGAACUCUUUAAGCUGUCAUGUGACGUAUUUUUCAGUUUCUUGUUUUUAUGGUUUGUUCCAGAGAUAUUUCAAUUUGUUUGCUAUGUAAAUGAGUGUGAAUAUGUCCGCUAAUUUAUGACGUCAUGUUGAUUGCAAGCUCCUCAAAAUGUUUGAAUAUCACUGCCUGCCAGGGACGCCGGAACUGGGGGAGGGCAGGAGGGGCAGCCGCCCCCGUUGCCCUUUACCAGGAGGGGCAAGGGGGCAAAGAUGCCCUUUCAAUUUAAAGGAUUGCCUUGGCGGAAUAGCGAAUUGUCAGAAAUGUUAGUGCAAUUCUUUUACGAAUUUGCUUCAGAAAACGCAGAAUAGCACAAUCGCCUGGCGAAUAGUACAAUCGCCUCAAGAAUAGCACAAUCGCCUGGCGGAGAACCCCCUCACACCCCUAUCAUCCAAUAAAUAAAAAAUAUGAUUAGGCGAAGUUCAACUCCCGAUGUUUUGCAAACAUCUCUUAGUUUCUAUCAAUUCAAAAGUGCCAUUUCACGAUAAUGGAGAAAAACGUCAACUGAUAUCUACAGUUUUUAGAUUACAGAUUUAUAACCAGUGUAAGUUGAACUUGCAACCAACGUGACGUCGUAAAUUAGCGGACAUAUUCGCACUCAUUUACAUAUCAAACAAAUUGAAAUAUCUCGGGAACAAACCAUCUAAAAACAAGUAACUGAAAAAUAAGUUACACUACAACUUAAAGAGUUCUUCCAUUUAAGAAAAUAAGAAAUUUCAUCUCAUACACUUUUUUUAGGUGAAUUAUAAAGAUAAUUUGUAUAUGACUCACCGAGUUCAUUUUUAGGCAAAUGACCGAGAAAAACUUAUGGUUGGCCGAGCUAUUGUCGCUGUCCUUGUGGUCAUGGGUCUCGUCUGGAUGCCUUUGAUUGAAAGUGAGAAAAUGAAUUGUUUUAAAUCCCUUAUUCGCAAAUGUCCACUUGCAAAAAACCUUGAAAAUCAGCUUAAAUCACCAAGAAAUUUGCCUGAAAAAAGUCUGUACAAACAUUGGGGGGAGGGGGGAGAGGGGUUACAUUCUCCUUUACUCCCCCGGUAGCCACGGCCCUGAAUGCAUGCCAUGCAAAAAUCACAUAAAAAGACAUAUCGAAUCAAACGUCAUAUUCAGUAUCUAUUGUGCCCACCAACAACAUAGACAUAUCUGCUUAUAUUUUUCAAGGGGGAGGCAGUGGCAAGCUAUAUCGCUACAUUGCAAGCAUCCUGUUCCUAUUCGGCUCACCUAUCAUGGCCAUAUUCAUCGUGGGAUUGGUCUGGCCACGAGCCAAUGAGCCUGGUGCGCUGGGAGGCUUUCUGAUUGGCUUAUUAUUAGCAGCAGCGAGAUUUGCUACGGAAUAUAUCUAUGCCAGUCCUGCAUGUGGCGAGCCCGACACACGACCUGCGUUUGCUUCUAUACAAUAUAUGUACUUUGGUAAGUGUACGACAUAUACGAUUUGAGGUUUGCGCUUAACGGUCUGCCGUAAACCAUUGGCGAAGCUAGCCAUAGAAACUGGACGUGAUAUAAAAAAUUUUAAUGAUUUGAAUCAUCCAAACCUUUACAAAUGUUGUUUGUGAUGUUACUCUGAGUGUGCAUCCACACCGGGCAAGUUGAAAAGUUCGCCUGACCACGGUGGGAUUCGAACCCGCGCGACCUUUGGGGUACUAGUCCAAUGCUUUACCAACUGAGCUGCGAAGUCAAGUCGGUGAUAUUUCGGAACAGAGUCUAGUUCCUUCGAAAUCAAUGUAUUCUGAGAUACGAUGAUGUCUGUGUGUGUUGGUGUCGUAUAGCUACUCAGGUAGAUUCGAUUUCCACCGUGGUCAGGCUAACAUUUCAGCUUGCCCGGUGGCCGGUGUGGAUAUACACUCAGAGUAACAUCACAAACAUCAUAUUCACCUGAGUACAUAACACCAGCGCACACAGAAAUCAUCAUAUCUUAGAAUACAUUGAUAUCGAAGGAACUAUAUAGACUCUGUUUCGAAAUAUCACCAACUCGAACCGACUUGACCUCGUAGUUCAGUUGGUAGAGCAUUAGACUAGCAUCCCAUCAUUGGUCAUUGGUUCGAUCCCCACCGUGCUCAGGCAAACUUUUCAGCUUGCCCGGUCUAGAUACACACUCAGAGGAACAUCACAAACAUUGUAUUCGCCUGAGUACAUAACACCAACACACGUAGAAAUCAUGAUACUUUAGAAAUGUAUUGUAGAUGCAGGUUUAUUAGCAUGCAUAGCAUGACCAGUUGCCAUGGCAUGGUUAGCUUCGCCAAUCGUAAGGUAUCUAAUAACGGAGGCUUUAUUUUUCUUCUCUAGGAAUCAUUCUGUUUGUUGUGACUGUGGCAACCAUCAUCAUAUUAAGUCUCCUAACUAAACCGAUCCCAAGAGAAGAACUGGAUGGCUUGACAUGGGUCACGUUAAAGAAUAAGACUGCAUUGGAAACUGAAUAUCAGCAAGGAUUGAGUGAUCUUGUCUUCUCUUCUGACAAAGGUAAAAAACAUCAAAAUAUCUACUAGCAUAUUUUGCCUUUCUUUAUUUUGCUUCACACAGUAGUCUUCGUUCCAUUUUCCGCUAAUUUUUUCGUGAAUUCUCCACAUUUUAGAUAUCAUUCUUUUAAGAAUGAUAAAAAAAUUAAAUAAUAUAUAUAUAUAUAUAUAUAUUUGAAAAACAUAUAUUUGAAAAAAAAAUUAUCAUAUCUUAGAAUAAAAAGAAAAUAAGAAAAAAAUAUAUCUAAGAAAAAAUUAUAUUUGAGUGACAUUGAUUAAAAUUUUUAAUCAAUGAUAUGUCACUCAAAUAUAUUUUUUUCUUCCUAUCUGAAUGACCAAAUCCAUAUUUUUCUUACUAGGAUUCAAUAUUUUGCAGACUACCUGAUGACUAUGGGAAUGUUACACCAACCAUACACCCUUUUAGCACCGUGCCUGAAUUUCGGUGCAAAAUUUGAUGCUUACAUAUGCAUUGAGCUAUCUUUUUAUUAAGUUUACCCAUGCAAAAAGGAUUAAUUCUAGGUUACCCAGAAAAUUUUAAUCGGAGUGUUAAUUUUUAGAGGCUUCAUAUGAACUGGUGACAUUCUGUUAUGGUGAAAUUUGUUUUUCAGAUGUUGAGUUGAAGAAGCUUAAGUACAAAGAAUCAACGGAAUAUACAUUGGAUGCAGAUUUUACCGAGACAUCAACUGCAGCUCGCGAUGUAUUAUUUGAAAGUCGUAAAGAGAAGCUAUUACUGAAUAUAUCUUCAGUGAUUUUGCUGUUGGUUCUGCUUUUCUUAUGGGUAUGGUACAGGUGAACAUCUGUGCUUCUUAUAUGCAUUGACAGUGGCGUACCAAACGAUACCAUUUUCGCAUCCUAGGGCUGGCCUAUUAAUAUUGAUGUUUGCCUGACACUAUGUUAUAGUUAUUCAUCAGGACAUAUAAUACGUCUGCAGUCAUUUUAUAGGUUAUUAAGGAUAACAAAUCAGGCAUGCAAUGGACGAUUUGCAUUAUAGACUAAAUUUUGACCUAGACAAAAAUUCCAUCACAGCUUGAAUGAGCAUCACAAAAUUAGUAAUAUUCCAAAGUUUCGUUGCGAAAUGUUGUAAAAUGCGGAUAAUAUAGCCUUGCGAAGUUUGUAAUUUUCAGUCAUUUUGUAUUACAAACGGGAAAUUGAUGCCCCGACACCCGACUGGGCUGUCAAUUUCCAGUGCGUAAUACAAAAUGACUGAAAAACGGCAAACUUCGCAAGGCUAUAUUAUCCGCAUUUUACAACAAUUCGCAACGAAACUUUGGAAUAUUACUAUAAUUUUGUGAUGCUAUUUCAUGCUAUGAUGGAAUUUUUGUCUAGAUCAAAAUUUAGUCUAUAAUGCAAAUGGUCCAUUGUGGCAAGUAUUUAACAAUUAUUCGCCAAAGGCGAGCUGAUUAUUGGUGAAUAAAAACCGAGACGAAGCGAGGUUUUUAUUCACGAUAAUCACCGAGCCUAAGGUGAAUAAUUGUUUUAGUAUAAUUUCAUAGGUAUAAGUAUUUGGAAAAAAAUAAAAAAUACAUGAUUAUCGCAUUAUAAUCACAUCAACGGCAACCAAUCCGCGUGGAGAACAGUUUUCAAUAAUCACCUAUGUAAUUAUACUAAUAUAAGGCUUUUUAAUUUAAUAUCUGAUGAGUGCCACAUCUUGUGAUAGGAAACUAAUUAAACUAAUACAAUUGCCUAUAGUUCAGGGCCGUGCCACCUGGGGGUGUAUAACCCCCCUCCCCUCCAACCAAAAACCACUUGGCACGGCCGUGCUAUAGUUGAAUUUGUUUAGUUGUUGUACUUCAAUUUAUACUUUAAAUUCCAAAUAUGAGACUUCAAAAAUAUUUGCUGUCAUUGGGAAUUUCCCGUCUCUCCCACUUAUGAUUUUAAAACAUGAAGAAAAUAAUUUAUAACACGCGUUGUAGUCGAAAAAAUCAGUGUAUCAAUAAUAUAAAACUAACUUUCACAAGGAAAUUAAGGAACCAACAAGACAAAAAGGGAAUUCUCAGUUUUAAUAGAGGAGAACGUGACCAUUUUGUGGUUAAAUUGACGAGCGAAGACCAUGCAACGGCGGUCAAGUAGAUUUUAUGCUGAGGUAAUGAGAAUUUGUAAAUUAAUUGAUAUAAAAACUUUUCUUGAGUUUUCAAUUACCAAAGAAGUUGAAGAACAAUUUUCCUGUGUUCCUAUACACACUUGGAGAAAUACUGCUGGGGUAAUAGUUGGAAGAAUUCAAAAUAACAUUCAUGGGAACGAUUGUUUUCGUUCUCCCAAACUCCCACGCAUGUUUCUAUGUCCCCGAGGAAAGUGAAUACGAGCGCGAAAGGCUUGCUGGGAAUCGCUAAAAAUUCAUUAAUUUUUUCAACCCCCCUCACCCCCACCCCACCCAGUAAAUAAAACUUGUCAUAUGAAAACUUGUCAUAUAAAAUUUGUUGCAUAUACACACGUGCACUUGGCAAAUAAAACUUGUCAUAGAAAACUUGCUCGUCUGCAACCGGCUUUACAAAGUAAAUAGAGACUUUACGAUUUUAAUUUAAUUUUAAUUUAAUUUAAUUUAAUUUAACAAAUUUUAUUUGGAUCGAUAUUCACAAUUUUUAACAAACAAAAGAAUAUAACAGAACAAAUAUUACAUUAAGUUAAAAUAACCUAGAUAUCAAAUGUAGAUCCAAAAAGGUAAGGUACGAACGGGACUCUUAUAAAAGGUCCCAUGCAGGGCCCCCACCUCCAAAAUAGUAAUCAUGAUAACAAAUAGAACAUCGCGAACUCAAACUCGCUAAAGGAUUCAGGCAAGCAAAAAAUUAAAUGGAAUAGUUAAACUCGAAAUUCAAAAUAGUCACCGCUUUGGAGAGUUUGAGUAAACGUGGCUCUAUUUCCUGAAACUGGGCGUGUCAAGUAAACUAAGAGACAGAUUGAACAUGCAUAUUGAACAUGAAGGCCAGCUUCCACACAGGAAGAUCCUCCGCUGAACAGAAACGGCGGGAGAGCUUUCAUUGUGUUAAAUUCACGACGUCCACGUCAUUCAUGUUGAUUAAAUUCAUUUAGUUCGAAACCAGAGGUUCCAAACGAAAUCUCGCAAAACAAACUGAAGACUUUCCCGUCCACCCCGAUCCUGAAGACCCUCCCGAAUGGAGACUAGCCUUUACAUGAUAGACAGAAACAUAUUACAGACAGAGACAGACAAAUAUACAAACACGACAAACUGACUUAACUAUUUCCUGUGGCAAGGACAGUCCCGUACCAGUGACCACGUACAAGAUAACUCAACAUCAUAGGCUGACUUAACAAGUUCGGUAUAUUUACGUUUAAGAUAGUUUUUAAAGGAGAUCGGACUGGAGAAUGUAUCUGGAUGAACGUCUUUACAUAUACAGUUCCAUGGUUUAACUAUCCGGUUGAAGUAUGACGAUUGAAAGGUCGUUGUUCUACACAAGGGUGUUUGAAGCACAACACUAGUAGCUUGACUGGGUCUAGUGCGACUAUGUUCAAUGAAUGAAACAUAACUGUCCAUUUUAAGGUCGAUGUGGCCAUACAGCAUCUUGUAGAAGAACACGAGAUCUUUGAUUUCUCUGUCGUAUGUGAGAGGCAAUAGUUUCAAUGUCAUUAAUCGUUGUUCGUAAGGUAUUUCACCAGUCUUUAUUCUUAAUAUCCAUUUUGUCGCUCUCCUUUGAACUCUUUCAAUUCUUCUGUUGAGUUGACUGUGGUGAUUUGAAGACCAAACUUGUGUUGCAUAGGAGAGUUGUGAUUUAACUAGUGUCAGGUACAAAGAACGUCUGGACGGCAACGCGACGGCAACGACUACCAAUACAAUAGAUCAUUGAAAAAAAUUGAGUAAUUACAACAAAUGAAUAUUUUAGACAUUGUCCUCGCUAUUACGGUAUUUGGAAGCUUUUGAAGUUUCAGUUGCAACUCUAGUUUACAAUUUUCCCAUACUAGAGAGCAAUAGUCAAAAUAUGGUGCACAAGAGCAUUAUCAAUCUGAUUUAGGCAAUCCUUUGGAACAAAGGCUUGGUCAAUUUUAUCGCUCCUAUUCCGCUUGAAACUUUUUUGCUGAUGCUGUCAAUGUGGUCCUCCCGUUUCAACUUAUCGUCAAUGACCACGCCAAGACUUUUUGAGUUUUAACUCUAUUAAUAGUUCGCCGCCAAUUUUAAUUGUCGGAUGUACAUUAAUCUUACUUAGAUUAUUUCGAGAGCCAAUAAUCAUAUAUUCUGUUUUAGAAACGUUAAGUGUUAAUUUGUUUGCCACUAACCAUUGAUAGAUAUUACUAAGACUCGGUGUUCAAUUUUUCCUCCAAUUCAUCUACGGAUUCAGCAGAUGCGGAGAUAUUAGUAUCAUUAUCAAUCAGAUAUUAGUAUCAUUAUCAAACAUCGAAGGUUUUGCCUGAUCAAGACAAUUUGGCAGGUCAUUGACAUAUAAUAAGAAUGGGAGGGCUCCUAAAUUUGACCCCUGCAUGGGAACACCACAUUUAAUUAAUUUUCUGGAUGAUUUAACGUUAUUUAUUUUACAUAUUUGAUAUCUUUUUUCUAAGUAUGAUAUAAAUCAAUUCAAGGCACCCCCUGUAAUUUCAUUCUGAUUUAGCUUUUCAAUUAGGAUUAUAGAUCAACAUUGUCAAAUGCUUUCCGUAGGCCUACGAACACUUGAUAUAACAAAGUGAUAUAACAAAGCCAGGAAAACUUAAUUUGCCAGUGGAAUGUUCGCUAUGAACGCGUAUUAAAGUUAAAACUACAAUUGUCUCGAACAUUUUUUAUGUAAAUUAUUUAAAUAAGUAAUAGCAUGGUUUCUCGUGAAAUUUGGAUAAACAUGCACUCGUGAGUUUUUCAAAGACCUCAAAUACCACUCGUCCUUCGGACUCGUGCUAUAUUUUGUGGUCUUUGAAAAACUCACUCGUGAAUGUUAUAAUCUUAUAUCCAAAUUGCACUCGAACCCAUGCUAUUAACUGUACAUAUAAAGGCAAAAACCCCAAUCAAACUAGGAUGAGAGUUAAUAUAUGCACUGCAGGACACAUGUUUUAAGAAGAAAAAAAUAAAGGUGUUAUGAGUGUUCCAACUGCGUUUUAACUUUAAAAUUCGUGAAUCGUAAUAGAGUUGUGAAAGCAGUGAACUGUCAACUGUCAUACACUCUCAUUCUCGUUUGAUCUGUGCUUGUAUAACAUGGUAUCAAACUUGAACUGUAUUCAUUCAAUUACAUGCAGAGUUCUAUUACUGUAUUGAAUAGUGGUCACCUAUAUACUGUUGCCGAGGUAUACUGAAUAAACACAUUUUCCACGUUCAUGAAACCCAUGCACCUCGGGAGAGCAAGACAGAAUAUAUACACUAACAGGUAAGGAUUUGCUACGAAAGUCAUGUUUAACAUUGAUAUAUACAUAUCUAGAUUGAAAUGUGUAUCAAUCUUGCAACUUGCUCUCUAAAAAGGCCCGGUUUAGACGGCAAACUUUUCAUGCGCCGAAUCUAAUUGCCGUAUAGAUACGGCAAAAUAUUGGAAGCUGAUUUAGACGUCGAACUUAAUAGUGCCGUACCAAAUUGCGAGGACACUAUAUUGGACAUAUUUACAAUGCUAAUAUAUGAUAAUCAUAUUUUAUUAUAUAAACAUAAGUGUUAUAUAGAGUUUUUGGCCACUGAGAAAAAUCGUAUUUAAACACACGUAAAAAAUACGAUAUUUUUACGUGUGAAAAUAUCAUUUGUUGUGAAACGCAUUGCCACGGACGUUUUAUUGUUUUUCACUGAAUUUUGUUUAUAUAAUAAACAGAAAAAUACAUGGGUGCUUGGAAAUACUAGAUUUAUUUCUCGUGUUGAUGUUCAACACUCGAAAUAAAUCUGGUAUUUCUGCGCUCCCAUGUAUUAUUCUCUAUAUAAUGUUAAAAAAUAAGGAGCGAUUGCAGACCCGUCCACUUUUAAAGACACGCUAGAAAUAUUGGUGGCUACGUGGCUACAUAUAUAGUGAGUUAUAAAUUAGAACGCCGAGUCUUUGCCUUUGGUAUAAUAAUUGCGUGAUCAUUAUAAGGUAGCUAUAUUUUUCACUGUUUAUAUGCAGUGAGUCUUUAAAAGAACAAGACAUUGAUAUAUAUAAUUACAUAUAGGAAGGUAAGGAAGGUAUAUUUUUGUAAUCGUAAGGAAGGUAAGGAAGGUGUACUUUUUAGUGGCUACACGGCUACACAGUGAGUUUUUGAAAGAACGAAACAUUGAUAUAAUGACGUAAUCGUAAGGAAGGUAUAUUUUUUAGUGGCUACACGGCUACACAGUGAGUUUUUGAAAGAACGAGACAUUGAUAUAAUGACGUAAUAGUAUAAGGAAGGUAAGGAAGGUAUAUUAUACCUUCCCUUACCUUCCUUACCAUUACGUAAUUAUAUCAAUACGUAAUCGUAAGGAAGGUAAGGAAGGUAUAUUUUUAGUGGCUACACGGCUACGCAGUGAGUUUUUAAAAGAACGAGACAUUGAUAUAAUUACGUAUUUCCUUGAUAUUAGACAGAUUUAGAUCGAGGACGCGAACGUCAAAGACGACGUGAAAAUGGCGUGUUGUGCACGGAUAUGCCACACGUUGUGUAUGGAUAUGCUACACGUCAUUUUCACGUCAUCUUUGACGUUCUCGAUCUAAAUCUGUCUAUUGUAAUUUGAUAGCGCGUGACUGCGUAGCCGUAGCCACUGAAAAUAUGGCUACGCAGUGAAAGAUGACUAGUGAACGGGGAUUCUGCAAUUUAGCUCCAUAGGACCAUAAUUCUUGUCCGUUGAACCAAGAUCCAAGCACGCGAUGGACCGAUUUCCGUAACUGCUCAACACGCUAUAUACUGACUAUUAUCGCCACAGAUCAGUAAAUGUGCCCCAUUGACCAUAUGAUUCGCUAAGAGUUAUGAAUUAUGGUCGUGUCAUAUCCACGUAAUUGCGCCUACGUCGUUUGGUCACGAUACUCAAGCUUGGUUGUUUCGUACUCUCGAAAGCAUCGAAUUUUCGUUUUCCAAGUUUUAUAUACUGUUGCUAAUAGUUUAUGGAAAAACAUUCGACAAAAGGUUCUGCCCUAAUUGAUAUUCAUAUAGACAAACAUUACACAAAUAUAAACGUUUAUUCAUAUGAAAAGUGCGCGAUUGUAAUGAUUAAUGACUAACAGUAACAAUGGGUUUGAAUAUCAGGUAUGCUAAUUUAUAAGUGUCAGAGCCUGAGCGUCUGAUGAGUCAUCGACUUCGCCUUUUCAGCCAAUUUAUGUUUCACUAAGUCUCAGCCAAAUAUGUUUUUAAUAAACGAAAAUCAGUUUAAAGGUUAUAGUUGAGUACGAAAUGACCUUACACGCACGUUGAAACACAAAAUAAUAAUGACUUAUGUGUAAUUAAAAAGUUUUCCUGAAUAAAAAUCUCUAUACUUCUACUGUUACUCUACCAAAAGAAAUGUUCAUUGACAAACAGUAUUGCAAUAUGUGGCGUAUACUGCUGCAUAUGUGCUAAAUAAAAACGGCAACAAUAUUUUUAUUUGAUGUUGCAGCAUGUUUGGGGUUUUUUUUCAAAUCUUGUCUGACUCUGUUUUCCAAUGCCGUUGCUACGGGCUGCGUUAAUGACUGUUUCGGAAUUUCCGCCGACAUGCAUGACACGCUUCACGCAAGCAUAUAACGCUUUUCAAAACAGAAAAAUAACGAGAAAAAAGAGUCAUUGGUAUUUCACUCGUAAAUAGCAAAUUCUAUCCUCUUGCUAUACAUCACAGUGAUAUAUGCUACAAACUCUAUCUACGUUCAGUGAACAGUAGCGUAGCCAGCCCGACGAUUUAGUCGCUAUUAUCAUAUAAAAUUAUUAUCAUUAUUUAUUUCUUUAGAAAUUGAUUGUUUUUACAGUCAGUGAACACGAAAAUACUUGCAUAGCGGGACUAAAUUAUCAGGCUGUCUACGCUACUGUCAGUGAAUCAGUAUCAGUAAUAUUCUUAAAGUUUUUCAGUAAUUAAUAUUGGCGGAACGAAAUCCGAAACGAAUGCUAGUGAUCUACAAGGAAGAUAGCUCGUAGGUGUACUAGUAUUUUGAAUACCGGUAUAAAAGUGAAACGAAUUUUAAGCGGAGAAGCAAAACUCGCUGAAGGAUCUACAGUUGAAGUCGAAUUCGAUGGUUUGGACUAUGAAGCACUAGUUGCGAAGCUCCAUGGUAAGUGGGGUUGUUAACGUUGUAGGAGCCGCUGAUCUCGAAACUUUUAUUCCUUCCCUUCCAGUUAUUUUGUUAUUUUGGUUACGCUUUCUCCUGAGGAAUACAGGUUAUAUAAUAACUGUCUUUCUCGAGCAUACGCGGAAAAUUUCGGCAUUUUAAAACAAAAAUUUGUCCCGAAAUUUGCAAGCGACCGACAACUUCGAAAAAUCAAAAUUGAAAGACGCUUAGAUGCGAAAAUUCGGAAACAUUAAUUUUCGAUUACGGGACAAACAAAUUGCGGUUAUGUCUCGGCAAAGGUCGACGCGGUUUUUGUUUUGGUCAAUUGCACUCCCAACCUCGUACCCAGGACUAGUCGCGAAUUGAAGGCGGCGACAUAGUGGUAAACGCUGGUCACGUGACUCCAAAAUUACGUAAUUGUUACUUUUCUCAACCGGGGGGUGAAUAGGUGAAACUCGAAGACAAACAGUUUUUAUCUCCGAAAUUCUUCAAUCUUCCUUCUGAAUUUUGCACUUCAAGCUUUUCUCAAAGUACGGCGAUCGAUCAAAUGGAUCAAUACUUUCUGUAUGAGAGUUUAAUUAUUAAAAGACAUGGAUAUGUCGCCAAAGACGCUCGAUCAUUGCACAGGUUUAUGGAAUAGUACUUUGUUCAGUUUGUUGCGACUUAUGCAAAUUCAACUCUUGUAUAAUGACUAAAAGUUGGUUUGUAGAGGGACAACUUAUACAAAAGAUAUGAAUACAUUAGCUUCAAACUAGGGACAAGUUCAUGGACAAUGGACAUCCCUAAUAUAUGGACAUUGAUAUUUCACCAAUAUGUAAAUAUGACUAUUAAAUAUAUAAAAGGAUUGCUGUUGUAUUACUUGUAUAUGUAUAUGUACAAGUGUUGUGCUGUGGUAUCUAUGGACUAGAAUUUCUGAGGGGGUUGAAAAAGCCGUUUCUGAGGGGUUGUGUGCAUCGGCAUCCUUUGAUCUUUGCAUUUUUUCUGAGGGAUAAGGCAAAAAUUUCUUAAUUUCUGGGGGGGUGUUGGUGUCGGCACUUUGAUCUUUUUUUCUUAGGGGUUCAAAUUUUAUUGAACUCGUCCAUAGGGGGUGUAUACAUUAAUUAAUGGAAUGGCCCAAUGCACCCAGAUGCACCCUACUUUGUUAGUUUACUCUGUCUAACGCCAGACAAUUUUACUCGUCAGGUGGAGGGUGCAUGGCCCCACUCAAUGGGUUAACAUAGUCGAUGAACAUGCCAAAUGAUCCUUGACCGUGGUAGUACAUUUUUGCACUUGCUGGAUGAUAUUGCAACGAAGCAUUGUUUCAGAGGAAGAGCACUGAGAUCAUGCUGUGUAGCAAUUGGAAUCUCACAUAGAGCCUGCUCUCACAUAAAGCAGGCAAGACCUUCACUGAGAAGCCAGUCCUGAUUAAUAUUAAUUCCCCACAUAAACACUUGGAAACCAGACUGUCCCAUCUGCCAUAUGCAGGACAAAAAAACAUGCAGCCUGGACUUUAACUGUUAAACAACCAAAUCAGCAUGAUAAACAGUGUGAUGAUUUUUGUUUAGCCCAAACCAAAGCCAGGUUUCUAGAAUUAAUUUGCAGAAUCCUAAGAAUUGGACCUCCAACUUGAAGAGCUAGCUGUGCUAACCAAGUUGCAUGCGCAACCCUGAAUUGACGUGACUAGAGCAAACCUUCAAAAAAUAAUAGAGAGAUCAGAUUUGACUUCCACUGCUGUUAUUGCUACCAUUAACUAGAUAAGUUUCGUUUAUCCAAUCAAACAAUUGGAUGCAACUGCCAGAUCAAGUAGUGGUAGUGGAAGUCAAAUUUGAACCUUUCUAUAUGGAUUUCAGAGAGACCAGUCAUUAUUUGCUGAUAUAUUAUAACUAGUUUAAUCAAAAGCUACUAUAUAUUAAUUUAUGAUAUUAAAAAUUGAUAUAAUUUUAUCUAUAAAGUGAGAAUAAUUUAAAAAAAAUAUUCAUAACAUAAAAUGAUUCAUGCAUGCUGGUGAUUGAAUAAACCAUGAAGUGUGCAUUCUGAAUCUCUACAAAUUCCUUGACAUUAUUUUUCCAGUACAGUGUAAAACUAUAUAUAUAAAUGUGACACAGGUUGCAGGUAUUAGGUUGCAUGUCCACCAGUGUGCUGAAAUACCAUCCAGUGACUCGGUCUUGUUCAUUGUUACUUGCAUCUUGCUUAAUUCAACUGUUUUUGCCCCAUUUCUUGUACCCAUAAAGUUCUUUUCAAUAAUCUAGAAAACUUCAAAAUCAUUCAGUAAAUUUAAUUUUAAAAUUGGGUGAAAGGUAAGGGGUCAAUAAUAGAUGAAGAAAUCAUUUCUUAUUGUUCAUACAUAUGGCCCCAUCCCUGUAGGGUAUUAGAGUAGAAAUUUAUUGAAGCCUGAAGUCAGAAAAUAAAUAUGGCAACAAGGUUACAUGCCAUACUGCAGAGUUAGGCAAUUUUUUUAAAGAUCUCAAGGGCACAAAAGGUAUAAAUAUAGAUUGUAGGGGCAAGGGAACAAAAUAAUGAAAUUUUGAGAUUCAGGGGCAGGUUUUACAAUGGGGUGCUAAAACUUUUCCCUAAAAAUCCCUGACCAGCUGGAGUGCUGAAACUGAUGUUUGACUAUUGAAAUAUCCUAGCAGGUUAGGUUCAUCAGAUUUUAGCUUUGUCAACCUGGCCACUCUGUUAUUACAGUAUUAAAUGGCUCAUUUAAAUAAUUUCAGGUCAUUACUGUAAAUGUAAAUACAAAGUAUUUGAAGUUAAUACUGCUGUAAAAUGUAGUUUAAUAAUAUUGUAUUAAAGUGUAAACACGUUUCUCAAGUCUGGCCAUGUGUUUCUCAAUAUUCACAAUAUUUAACUACAAUUGUACAAAUUCAGCUAACUAUAUUAUUAACAUACUGUAUAAAAUAUAUUACAGUAAAUAGCCUUCGAAAUAUAUAUUUCAUAGAGCUAGACAGUGUAACAAAUAAUGGGAAUCUGCUAAAUAAUUUGUAACAAUGAAAUACUUCUAAACAUUUUCAAAUUCAUAUAUACUGUACCUUUUUAUACUUGAUGGAAAUCAUCACAAAUAGUAUGUACGAGAUUGGCUCCACUUUCACUGCUUCGAAAUUCGAAACAUCGCCUCCUCGGCGAUUUACAUGAUGCGAUAUAAAAGAAGAUUGAUGUACAUUCGACGUAAUAUAUAAACGUAACAUAUUAAGAAGAAAGAUUACAACAAAAAAUAAAAGAAUAUAAAUAAUCCGCGGCAAUUCAAGAUCCAUUCGUGAACUUUUCGUCGCCCCCCUGUCUUCAUUUCCACAAAGCCCGCUCGCAGGCUAAUACUCCAAGAAUCUUGGAGUAUUUGCCUGACACGUGACCAGCGUUUACCAGGGCUAUGUCGCCCGCCUUCAAUUCGCGACUAGUCCUGGGUACGAGGUUGCCCCCCCCCCCUCCCCCGGGCAAUACCCCCGAGAUUUGUAUUUUUUUUGCAAGAAUAUAGUAAAUUCUCCACCCCCGGGACUUUAAAACUUGACAAUUCCCCACCCCGGGGCAUCGCUAAAAAACUAAAAACAAGAAAUAUCACUAAGCAGUUUAUAACACACAUUUUUAAUAUCCUUCGUAUAAACAUAUGUAAAAUUUGAAAAGUGUGUUUAUAUAUACUGAUUAAAUACUUGGUAUUAUAAACUAUAGUCACUAUAACACGAUUAUAUAAACAACUGCCAAACAUGAGGUAGUCGCCAUUUUGAAAACUUUUGGACGUGCGCUCACUGAACUAUAUACAUGUCACUGGAUGCGCUAGCCGCUAGAUAUGCGGUCAAAACAUGGUCCUGGAUACGAGUUUUGCUUUUUACCCCGGGGAAACCCCCGGGACAAAAUUUUCUAACAAUUCCCUCCCCCCCCCAUUCCCGCCGUUAACAAUCCCCCCCCCCAAUUACCCCCAUUUUCUAACAAUUCCCCCCCCCCCGCCCGACGGGAGGGGGAAUGGUAACAACAAGAAUUGAUCCAUGCAUAAUGACUGUGCGUUACCAAAGAUCCGGAUAAAGAGCUGUAAUUAAGUUUAUAUAUGUCGAUCUUUAACAAAUUCGAAUUUGACAAUAAUUUUAAAUGCUAACUUCUUUGGCUUUGCCUUUGAUUGAAAGAUUUGCAGUUGAAAGAAAUGGCAAUAGACAAUAUCUUUGCUUGUGGAAACACCAUCUAUACAAUAUUAUUGUUGUAUAUUAAGUUUAGGGUGAUUUCGCCACAUGUAUAUACUGUAGAUUUCUGGUAAUUGCAUUAGCAACAACUGUCUGAAAUGCCUAUUUGAAAAUGUACUUUUUACUUGAAUCGCAUUUCAUUAAGCCUUGUGUAAUAAUGACCUAAAAUGCCUGUCAAUUACUUGCAGAAGUGCAAGUUACAAUUUUAAAGUUAGAAAUAUGUUUUUAAAGUGAAAACAAUGUUAAAAUUAUGCAUGUUCAUGAACUGAUUUUAGGCGAUUUUGUGUGAUUUUAAGCGACUUAAGGCGAUAUUAGGCGACUUUAGGUCCCAGAGUAGGCCUACGUGUCAAUCUAUAUUUUCCAUGGGAACAGGCUAGGCAUAUUGUAGACAUAAGAAUGUUAUUAUAAUUACUGCAUUCCCUAAUAUUAUAACAUUAAAUCGUUUUCGUUUUCGUCGUUUACCCUUUGGAAUAUCAUCAGCAUCUGAAGUCUUUCAAAGGACGACGAAUCAACUGUUUGGAGACAUAGAGGGAUGCGAGAUCAUUGUGGAUGAUAUCCUGAUCUGGAGUAGAGAUGAAGUUGAACAUGACGAACGCCUACUAAAAGUGCUAGAAAGAGCGAGAAAUAUAGGUCUGCGCCUUAAAGAAGAGAAAUGCAAGUUCAAAGUACCAAAGCUUAAAUACAUUGGCCAUACCCUAACUGCCGAUGGAUUGAAGCCAGAUCCUGAAAAAAUCGAAGCAGUUAAGAAGAUGCCAGCACCUCAGAGCAAGAAAGAACUUCGUCAGUUCCUCGGAAUGGUUAACUAUUUGGCUAAAUUUAUUCCUGACCUAGCGCAGAAUACAAGUGUCAUAAGAGAUCUACUUAAAGAGAGAAACGAAUGGACAUGGCAACCUGAACACCAGAAAUGUUUUGAUGUCCUGAAGACAGCAUGGUCAAGUCAACCAACACUAGUCUGCUAUGACAUCAACAAACUCGUAAAGAUAUCAUGCGAUAGCAGCCAUUAUGGACUUGGUGCCGUGUGUUUGCAAGAUGAAAAGCCAGUGGCGUACGCCUCACGCACUCUCAACGACACCGAAAAACGACAUGUACAAAUAGAAAAAGAGUUGUUGGCAAUAGUGUACGCCUGUGAGCGUUUUCACCAGUACGUUUACGGACGAACAGUACAGAUCGAAAGUGACCACAAACCACUGGAGUCAAUAUUCCAGAAACCGCUUUACCAAAGCCCACUUCGGUUACAGCGCAUGCUUCUUAAGCUCCAAAGAUACGAUCUGAAAGUGACUUACAGGAAAGGAACUCAGCUCCACAUCGGAGAUACCCUCAGUCGGGCGUGUCUCAACAACACAGAUCAAGAAACUAAAUUUGAAGACCUAACGGUUCAUACAACCAUCCCAUUCUCCGCAGAGAUGAGUGAACAACUCAAGGCGGCAACACUCGCUGAUCCAACACUAACAGCACUACGCAAAAUAUUCCUGGAAGGUUGGCCAAAAGAAAAAAGAGCAGUAGAUCCAAGCAUAAAGCAUUACUGGGACUUCUCUGAAACACUUUCUAUCUACGACGACAUAAUAUUCAAAGGAGAGAAAGUUGUAAUCCCUGCGUCGAUGAUUAACACGAUUCUCAAUUCGGUACCCUCAGGACAUCGCGGUGCAGAGACAUGUAAAGGACGCGCACGAGAAGCAGUUUAUUGGCCAAACAUGACGAAAGACAUACAAGAUCAUGUGGAGAAAUGCAAGCCAUGCAAUGAAGCAAAGCCCCAACAACAAAAAGAACCACUUCUCUUACAAAGUCCACCGACACGACCAUGGCAGCAUAUUGCUACAGACCUUUUCGAAUUAGACAAGCAAAUAUACUUACUCACAGCUGAUGCAUACUCCGGCUGGUUCGAAAUAGAUCACCUCCAAGACAUCAAAGCCACGACAAUCAUUAAGAAGAUCAAGAUGCACAUCAGCCGUUAUGGAAUCCCAGACAAGUUAAUGAGUGAUAACGGUCCACAAUAUGAUAACCACCACUUCCAGAAAUUCAUUGCUGAAUAUGGAAUUGGGCAUAAAACAAGUUCCCCAAGAUAUCCCCAAAGCAACGGGUAUGCAGAAAGAGCGCUUCAAACAGCAAAGAAAAUUCUCAACACAGGAAAGAAAAGCAAUGAAGAUCCUUACCUUGCAUUGCUUGGUCAUCGCAAUACACCACGUGAUAACAUUUUAGGCAGUCCCGCCCAACGACUGAUGGCCAGACAAACGAAAACGUUACUCCCAAUAAGUGAUACAUUGCUCAAACCAUCUGUCAUCGAGCCCAGUGAAGUUACGAAACGCUUAUCACAUUAUCGACAGCAAAGCAAAAAGUACUAUGACCGCAGAGCUAAACCUCUUCCAAAUUUGCAAAAGGGAGAUGUGGUGCGGGUCACAGACAUCAAAGGGAAAUACAUGAUAAAAGUAACUGUUCUAAGCGAGAGAAGUUAUCCAAGGUCCUACAUGGUAAAUAUAAAUGGACGAAACUAUCGAACAAUUGUCGCCAUCUUCUGAAAGUGAAAGAAGAACCAGAUAGUGAGCAUGAAUACGACACAAUCGUAGAACCGAUCAAUCAGCAAGAAACCAUCGUAGAACAAACCAAUUGGCAGGAUACAAUCGUGGAACCAAGUCAAGUUACAGAUCACCAAGAUGACCACGAGAGAAAACAUGGUUUACCAAGAUCUGGUUUUGGAAGAGUUAUCAAACCACCUGAUC
Molecule: messenger RNA, 17964 nt
Organism: Paramuricea clavata
Lineage: Eukaryota; Metazoa; Cnidaria; Anthozoa; Malacalcyonacea; Plexauridae
Source: the annotation of a GenBank genome assembly